CUCCUCCUAUGUCCGGUGGUUGAGGGGGUUCCAUUUGGGGGAAAAGCCGCCAAGUCAUUCAGCCCCCAGCGAGUUUGGGGACCCCAGCUAAUUACCCCUUCAUAAGCCUGUGCCCUUGGCUUCUGUCCAUUCCCUGGCGUCCGGGGGCCCUCAUCACCCCCCCCCAAGUGACCCCGCCCAGCAGGCCCUGCCCAGGCCACUGCCACCGACCCACAGGCCCAGGUCCCCGCGCGCGCCCGCGGCUGGAGGGGGCGGGUGCUCCCAACAGCAGGCAGCCAGCUGGUUCCCUUAAGGGCCGGGCGUGUCCCCCUCCCCCCAGAGCUGUAACCCGAGCCUCCAUAGCGCCUCCCCGCUGCCCCGAGCCCCGACAGCGAGUCCGCAGGCGCCAUGGGCCGCGGGGCCUGCGUCCCCUCGGAGGCGUCGGGGACCGGCGACCGGCCCCGCCGGCUCGGAGCCGUGCUGGGCGCGCUGUGCCUCCUCCCCGCGCUCGUGCUGCUGACCCGGCCGGGGGUCCCGGCGGCCCGGCCCGCGGCGAGCGCAGCGCAGGGAGAUGCUGCGCCCCACCCCGCGGGUGUCCCAGCCCCCGCGAGCCUUGGUCCACUGCACCCCCAGGCGCCUCGCAGACGCCGCUACACCCUGACCCCCGCCAGGCUGCGUUGGGACCACUUUAACCUCACGUACAGGAUCCUCUCCUUCCCAAGGAACCUGCUGAGCCCCAGCGAGACCCGGCGGGGCCUGGCCGCCGCCUUCCGCAUGUGGAGUGACGUGUCCCCCUUCAGCUUCCGCGAGGUGGCCCCCGAGCAGCCCAGCGACCUACGCAUAGGCUUCUACCCGGUCAACCACACGGACUGCCUGGUCUCCCCGCUGCACCACUGCUUCGACGGCCCCACGGGCGAGCUGGCCCACGCCUUCUUCCCCCCGCACGGCGGAAUCCACUUUGACGACAGCGAGUACUGGGUCCUGGGCCCCACGCGCUACAGCUGGAAGAAAGGUGACGGCCGGCCUGGCCUCCUGUGGGGGCCCUCACACCACGAUGGGCAUGGGGGUGGGUCUUGGGGGUCGUGGCUGCAGUGGGGCUCAAGCAUGCAGGGAGGGGAAGGCUGUGAGGAGGCCUGGAGGCCUGGGUUCCUGGAGCCUGAAGCCCCCCCACCCCCACACCGCCGGAGCUGGAGCUGCAUUCCUGGGGGCCAGCUCACCGCCUCGCUGGCCUGGAACAUUCUUAUCUUCCCAUGGCUGCGCCGAGGGAGGCUCCCUGCCCUGCCGCAGAUGUGCGGGCCGCGGGGAGUAAGGCCGGCGGGCGGAGGGAGGAGGGCUGGGCCGGGGUCCGAGGCGCUGACCGGCAGGGCCUGCAGGCGUGUGGCUCACCGACCUGGUGCACGUGGCGGCCCACGAGAUCGGCCACGCGCUGGGCCUGAUGCACUCUCAGCACGGCCGGGCGCUCAUGCACCUCAACGCCACGCUGCGCGGCUGGAAGGCUCUGUCACAGGACGAGCUGUGGGGGCUGCACCGGCUCUACGGCUGCCUGGACCGGCUGUUCGUGUGCGCGUCCUGGGCGCGGAGGGGCUUCUGCGACGCCCGCCAGCGGCUCAUGAAGAGGCUGUGCCCCAGCAGCUGUGACUUCUGCUACGAGUUCCCCUUCCCCACGGUGGCCGCCACCGCCCCGCCCCCCAGGACCAAAACCCGGCUGGUGCCGGA
Molecule: messenger RNA, 1695 nt
Organism: Camelus dromedarius (Arabian camel)
Lineage: Eukaryota; Metazoa; Chordata; Mammalia; Artiodactyla; Camelidae
Gene: MMP23B
Product: matrix metallopeptidase 23B
Exons: 6
Coding region: 388-1617 (409 amino acids)
Biological process (GO): proteolysis; extracellular matrix organization; collagen catabolic process
Cellular component (GO): extracellular matrix
Molecular function (GO): zinc ion binding; metalloendopeptidase activity
Source: RefSeq, a predicted model, not a curated record